This is a messenger RNA of Cajanus cajan (pigeon pea), 1228 nucleotides long. RefSeq names its product protein NEOXANTHIN-DEFICIENT 1. Lineage: Eukaryota; Viridiplantae; Streptophyta; Magnoliopsida; Fabales; Fabaceae. The record is from RefSeq and is a predicted model, not a curated record. Gene Ontology annotation, molecular function: lyase activity.
UCCAUUCAUUUUCGCAUAUUAAUUUCACAUCUGUUCCAUACCUUACCCUCUUCUUCUUCUCUCACCUUAUUUCCAUCUUCAUUCACUCAGUGCUUUCUCUGAUAUAUAUAGUACAAAAUGUUACUGAUUCCGUUAAUGUAAUUAGCACAAUUGCUAAUCUGAUUCUGACAACUUUGAGUCUCUAUGAUCAAUUUGUGCUGUCAAAUUGUUGUUCAGAGUUUAUGGAAGUUGUAGAGGAAAAAUCUUCAUCUGGGUAUGGAAAGCCUCCAUGGGUAUUUAAAGGCAGUGCUUGGUAUCAACUCCAUCUUGUGAAGGCAGAUAAAGCUCGAGCAUGCAUUCCAAAGGAAUUCAAAUUGGUUGAAGCUUUUGGAUACACUCUUGGUGGGUUCUUUCUAGCCAGUUAUGAGGACAGUCCAGUUGGUGUAUUUGAUGAGCUUGUUGUGAUUGCAGGACUUGUAUGGAACCGCCCAACAUCCUGCGCAUGGGCAACGAGGGUGUACGUGAACAACGAUGAGGCCUGUUAUCAUGGCAGAAAGGAGGUGGGGCUACCCAGUCAAAUGGCUAGGUUUUCCAAGGCAAAUACAGCAAUCUCAAGAGAACAGAGGGACAAAAAGAGUGAAUUUCUUAAUAGGAUUGGAAUUGGUGCCGUGUUCUCUACUCCUAAGGAUCCCAUGAAUGUUCAAGUAACCAAAAUCAGAUGUCUUGAUGCAGAAGACACUUGUAAUAUUAACAUCAGUCUCACCAGUCCUGCAGUCCCUGCUUUGGGCUUGGGCCAUUGGAUGGGCCCAACAAUCAGAAUGUCUCUUCCAAGUUUUAGUGGUGGUACAGAGUAUAAUCCUAACCUCCUCAAAUACUCUUGCAAGAUUGAAUGCAGGGUGCAAGCACUGAAGCCGUUGAAGGUUUCAGGACCAUUCCCCUCAACAAAUGAGGACACUGAGCAAUCUUUAGAAGAUUAUGGAGGCAGUAGCCAUGUGGCUAUAGAUCAUCAAAACAAUGCACAGAAUUUCAGCACUUGUGUGAUGUUAUCAAAACCCAUAUUAGCAAUAAAGUUUAGUGAAAUGAAGAUGCAAGUUGAAGCACCCGUUGUACUUUCCCAAUGUUCAAAUUCUUUGGAAACUACUGUCACUUCUUCUCCAUAGGCUGCAACGUAUUACAAUACAGAAAUCAUUAUUUGUUUUGAUUUUUUAUGCUUUCACACUUAUAUAUGAGUGUAAUUCCCUUGCCUAUU